UUAUCUGAAUUAUCCUCUGAAUUGAUUCUUUAACAUGUAUCAUUAGAAAUGAUGCAUAUCAUUUUAUGAAACCUCACUUUGUCCAUGAAUAUCACUUGGCCUUGAUCGAGUGAUUUGCAGUCGGCCUGCAAGUAUUGUUGUUUUUGAGGAUUUGACCUGUCAGUUAUGAGAACUCAUCAAUAGGGUUUUAAUCAGCAUGCAUCUGGAUUAGACAGCUUGGCCCCGCCCAACCCACUGCAUCAGUUAAAUAAACCUCAAUCUGUGAAGGUCCUGGUUAGUGUGUCAGUACUCUUCCUUCUCUCUCAUCUCUGCUGCUCUCUCUCCAACCUAUCCUUCAUCUUUUAGUCAUAAACAUUUCAAAGUCAAAUCCCAGGGGAAAAUACGUUAUGGAUCUAAAGGAGUUUUGCCUGAGUGAGAACUUCCAUUUUCUAAACCAGCAUGACUUUUUGGAUCCGUCAUCCACCGAUGAUCCACCUUCCCCCACUGAUCCGCCGGUAAAAGCCGAUCCGCGAAGCCCGUUGUUCGGUCUGGACAGCAGCAGCCCGACCCCGUUCAGCCCCGGCAGCAGUUCGGACAGCAGCGGUUACAGUCUAUUCUCACAGAGUCAUGUGAACCCGGACUCUCCGGUCAGCUCCAGCUCUGUCGUCUUUAAUCCUCUGUCCCUCAGCUGCGACUACAUCCCGUCACUGAACCCCGGGCCCAAACGUCUCUGUCUGGUGUGCGGAGACUUCGCGUCCGGUUAUCACUACGGCGUCGCGUCCUGUGAGGCCUGCAAGGCCUUCUUCAAAAGAACUAUUCAAGGAAACAUUGAGUACAGCUGUCCUGUGGUAAAUGAUUGUGAGAUCACUAAGAGACGAAGGAAGUCGUGCCAGGCAUGUCGAUUUCAGAAGUGUUUGCGUGCAGGCAUGAUGAGAGAGGGUGUGCGCAUGGACCGUGUAAGAGGCGGCAGACAGAAGUACAAGUGCCGGCUGGAUUCAGACAACUCUGUUUUCACCAGAACACAUUACACACAUCCAGGCAAAUCAGUCAGAAACAAAGUCAUCGCACAGCUCCUAGUUUCUGAACCAGCUACACUGCGAGCUGCUCCGGACCCCUCGACCCCUGACAGUGACCUUAAAACACUGCUGACCUUAUGUGACCUAUUAAACAGGGAACUACUGGUGAUGAUAGGCUGGGCCAAACACAUACCAGGAUUCACGGGUCUGUCAUUGGUGGAUCAGAUGGCCCUGCUUCAGAGUGGCUGGAUGGAGACUUUAAUGCUGGGCGUCGUGUGGAGAUCUCAGGGCUUAACAGACGAACUUCAGUUUGCAGAGAACAUGCGACUCAACGAGAGCCAGAGCAGCGCCAUGGGACUGCAUGAUCUCUACACGGCACUGCGACAUCUGACCUCCAAAUACCAACAGAUGGGCUUAAACCAAGAGGAGAUGGUCACUCUCAAAGCCAUGUCUCUGGCCAACUCAGAUGCAGAGAACGUAGAGAGCGCAGAUGCCUUACAGAGUUUUCAGGAUGCUCUUCACGAAGCCCUCCAGGACUACGAGGGCAGCCAGAGACCCUCCGAGCCUCAUCGUGCCGGGAGAUUGCUCAUGACCCUGCCCCUGUUACGGCAGACCGCUCACAGAGCCGUGCGCUGCUUCUGUCGGCUGCACACUGAAGGCCACGUUCCAAUGCACAAACUCUUUCUGGAGAUGCUGGAUGCCAAGAUCUAGGCUAGAUCGGUUUAGAAGGAAGGCACUGCGUGAUAAAUGCCAAGGAUAAAAAGCCCAGAGAUUUUAUUAUAGGGGGCUAAACCUUCACAGUGAAGAGUUUGUCCUCGACCAAGUCGCAUACAUGGAGACUACAUGGGGUGAUUUUUCAAACAUGCAUCAGGAAGAGUUAGAGCGACUGUAUGGAGAGCUUAGGCAGCUAAACUUGCACUUGAAGACGAGAGGGACCCUGUUAGUCACCAAAAAUGAAACCUCUGUCAAUCAUUAGUCACCAAACAUCAUGUUUUUAAACCCCUAUUAGAAACCCUUUUACAAGGAACACAAAAAUUGAGCGCUAGUGGCUGACACAUUUUCUAAAAGCACAAUAUGAAGGUGAAUGAAACAUGACAGCAGACGACUCUGGGCCGGAGACGCACCAGGGGCCCCAUUUAUAAAAUGCUGCGUAGAAAGCACGCUACAUUUGAUCUUACGAUAAUUUAUUAAAAAUGCAAACGUGAUUCAUAAACCGAACGUACGCACAGGAAAUGCUCGUAACCCUUUCUUUCAGAUGUGAAAUCUAUAAAUCGCAAAUGAUCUUGAACUUGUGCGCAGCUGAGCAGUUUCAGUUCUCCGCCUUUAAACGACGCCUUAUUAAUUUCAUAGACAUAUAAAAGAGCGCUUGUCAAUAUUUAAACCUUUUUCGAGCAGCAAUAAUGGCUUAUAUUUCCAAAAACCUGCAGCAAUCAGACAAGCAAAAGUGCGUACGUCUGCUCAGACCCUGACGUGCCGCUAAGCACUUUCCACGUCAAAGACAGUUUUUAUUAAUAUUGUCAUAGAUUUUUGCGUAUGCACACUUUACGAUCAAAUCUGUGCGUACGCACGCUUUAUAAAUGUGGCCCCAGAUCCGCUGACUUCGGCCCGGAGCUGGUGCAGAUUCAGCCCAGAGUCGUGUGCUGCCUAUUUUUUGUGAACUGUACCUUUAAUUUCAUUCUCAGUGAUGCACAAUCUUGAUAUUUUACUAUUUAUUUGAUUUGUAUGAAUUUCAAGGAGAUUAUCAUUUGAUAUGGUGUGGGCAAUAAAGUUGAUGCAUUGUUUUUUAUGAUUUUGAAAUAUCAACAAUUUUUGUAUUCAUUAGAAUUUGUCGAUCUAGAUCAGUGGUUCUCAAACUUUUUGGCGUGCCCCCCUCCCCUUUUGUGUAGGAUGCAAUUACAUUCCCCAAAGAUAGCUGCCGCAAAGGAAAUUCAUUACAUUAAACUUUAUUACAUAAAACAUAAAAUCUCAAACUUAGAAUUUAAAUUAAACAGAACAUAUUAAAUUAUAAUUUUUUUGCUGGUGGUUGGUAGUCUUGUUUUUUUAAUUAACCUUAUUUAUUUUUUCUGAUGUUUAAUUGCAUAGAAUAUAUGAUAAAUUCAAGUAUUUUAUAAAAUGUCAUAAAACUGGGGUCGCCCUGGCACCGUCUCAUUCCUCGCAAGGGGGGCCACCCAAGUUUGAGAAACACUGAUCUAAAAUAAGGAAUUUGUAAAAAAUGUGUUUUUGUGAUGGCAAAGCUUUAUUUUUGCAA
Molecule: messenger RNA, 3243 nt
Organism: Misgurnus anguillicaudatus (oriental weatherfish)
Lineage: Eukaryota; Metazoa; Chordata; Actinopteri; Cypriniformes; Cobitidae
Gene: esrrd
Product: estrogen-related receptor delta
Biological process (GO): regulation of DNA-templated transcription
Molecular function (GO): sequence-specific DNA binding; zinc ion binding; DNA-binding transcription factor activity
Source: RefSeq, a predicted model, not a curated record